Pyrus x bretschneideri (Chinese white pear) is the source of this 849-nucleotide messenger RNA. Its product is annotated as reactive Intermediate Deaminase A, chloroplastic. The coding region runs from base 97 to 660 and encodes 187 amino acids. The transcript has 6 exons. Lineage: Eukaryota; Viridiplantae; Streptophyta; Magnoliopsida; Rosales; Rosaceae. Gene Ontology annotation, cellular component: cytosol. Gene Ontology annotation, molecular function: deaminase activity. The record is from RefSeq and is a predicted model, not a curated record.
AGUCGCCAGUCACCGUUCACCAACCAUCAGCACAGCUGCACUUUAGCAGUCGCACAAGUCCAACAGAGACCAACACAGACUCCCACAGAGAGAGAGAUGGCGUGGUGUGCGGCAAGGACCUACCACAUGCCGGCGGUUGACAUGGGGGCAUUGCGCACCCGAGCUCCGUUAGCCGCCGGCGCGGGCUUUGCCUCGGUCGCUGGCUCCACUUUCUGGCGAUCCUUGGCUUCAUCGAAGCCCUCCUCUCGCUUCGCUUGCUUAGCCAUUUCCACCGACGCUCGAAUUAAGGAAGCUGUCCACACUGAAAAGGCUCCCGCUGCAUUGGGACCGUAUUCUCAGGCAAUCAAAGCCAACAACUUUGUCUAUGUGUCGGGUUGUCUUGGUCUGAUUCCCGAGACCGGAAAGUUUGUAUCCGAUGAUGUUGAAGAUCAGACAGAGCAGGUUCUAAAAAAUAUGGGGGAAAUACUGAAAGCAAGCGGGGCCAGCUAUUCCUCUGUGGUUAAAACGACUAUUCUGUUGGCUGAUUUGAAAGACUUCAAGAAAGUCAAUGAAAUCUAUGCUAAAUAUUUUCCAUCUCCAGCCCCAGCGCGUUCAACAUUUCAGGUAGCGGCACUGCCACUGGAUGCCAAGAUUGAAAUUGAGUGCAUUGCAGCGCUGUAACGUCGUAACCUACAGCUUUUUCUCAGCAACUUAGAUAAUAAUGUAGGAGGUGACAUCUUUCAGUGUUGGGUUUCACUUUUUCCUCAAUGGCCUCAUGCACGUUGUUGUUGUUGUAACAUCGGUUUUUGUAUUCUAAAACCUAAAGAGCGAGACCAAUGACGUUAUUGAAAUGGAACUUUCCUUCCUUUA